Molecule: messenger RNA, 900 nt
Organism: Aspergillus welwitschiae
Lineage: Eukaryota; Fungi; Ascomycota; Eurotiomycetes; Eurotiales; Aspergillaceae
Product: TauD/TfdA dioxygenase family protein
Exons: 7
Coding region: 1-900 (299 amino acids)
Cellular component (GO): cytoplasm
Molecular function (GO): 2-oxoglutarate-dependent dioxygenase activity
Source: RefSeq, a predicted model, not a curated record
AUGACCAUUGUUCAUUCACGCAUGCGCACCUCUGGUGCUCUGGAUAUGUAUGCCUACGUUGAUGCCACGAAUGCUUUGGGAAGAGAAUACCUUGAUCUUCAGCUGUCAUCUAUAGUUUCAGAUGACAGCAAGGUAAAGGACCUAGCAAUUACAGCAUCUGAGCGAGGCGUGAUCGUCCUACGCCACCAGGAUAUCGGCAUGGACCAGCUUAAAAGCCUCAUUCAGAGAAUGGGAGAAUUAACUGGCAAACCUAAGGAAGCAAAAUUACAUAUUAACCCAAUACACCCCGAUGUUAACUCCUGCCUGGGAGACGACGAGGUUCUACGCGACCCCGAAAUCUAUGCAGUGUCAUCCGAGCAUAAUCGCGAUAAAUUUGACGAUUAUCUGAACACGAAGCAUAAGCAAUUUGCCAGUCGAGGUUGGCAUGCUGAUACCUCCUACGAGAAUAUCCCAUCGGACUAUAUUGCGAUAAAAAUGGUGAAAGCUCCAAUGACCGGAGGUGACACCCUUUUUGCCUCCUGCUACGGGGCCUAUGACCGCUUGUCCGAGCCAUGGCAGAGGAUGGCUGAUUCACUCUCCUCAACACAUCAUGAACCAGACAUCAUGCCACUUGCUGAUAAAGGAAUCAAUCUUUGGCUGGGUCCCAGAGGCCAUCCACAGAAUUUUGGUGGUUCGUUCGAGGCAACUCAUCCCCUCGUAGUAACCAAUCCGGUAACUGGCUGGAAAGCACUAUGGGGUUUUAGUCCAAUCUCGAUGCGCGCUAAUGGGAGAAUCAAUGGUGUUACCGAUCAUGAGCAGGAAUUGAUGAAAGCCUACUUUUUGAAGUUGAUUACAGACAAUCAUGAUUUGCAAUACCGCCACCGUUGGAAGCCUGAUGAUAUCGUGAUUUGGGACAAGUAA